This is a messenger RNA of Emericellopsis cladophorae, 276 nucleotides long. RefSeq lists its product as uncharacterized. NCBI's taxonomy places the organism in Eukaryota, Fungi, Ascomycota, Sordariomycetes, Hypocreales, Bionectriaceae. The record is from RefSeq and is a predicted model, not a curated record. The transcript has a single exon. Bases 1 to 276 code for a protein of 91 amino acids.
AUGGCAGAAACAGCCGGCACGGCCGGAUCGGCCGCAACACUAGACCAGUCCCUUGGCGCCUUCCCAUUUACGGUGCCUCAACUUACAGGGGCGGAGAACUAUGAUGAAUGGAAGAAUGCCAUUCUGAUGGUCGCUGGAGGCAUGGCCCUCAAGCGUUACCUUGUCGAGACCAUCCCUGCGGCAUCACGCGAUGAGAGAAUCGACAACCGCGCUCAGACCCUUGUGUACACCAACAUGACCACGAUCGUGCAGCGUCAACUGAAGAUGGGAGGAUAG